Messenger RNA from Schistocerca piceifrons (Central American locust), 2703 nucleotides. RefSeq names its product nucleolar complex protein 3 homolog (gene Noc3). The transcript has 14 exons. Lineage: Eukaryota; Metazoa; Arthropoda; Insecta; Orthoptera; Acrididae. Bases 107 to 2476 code for a protein of 789 amino acids. Gene Ontology annotation, molecular function: chromatin binding. Gene Ontology annotation, biological process: DNA replication initiation. The record is from RefSeq and is a predicted model, not a curated record. Gene Ontology annotation, cellular component: nucleolus.
AAUAUCUUUAUGUUUUCAUGUUGACCUGUUAGCUUUGUGAACAGUGUGUUCAACCACGUGUGUUUUGUUGUGUUUACAGCUUGUGUGAGAAUUUAUUGAGUACGGAAUGACUGCUAAAAAGGGUAAAGUACGCAUUAGUAAACUAAAGAGAAGUAACCAGAAACGCACAAAAUUAGCACGUCAAGGAAAACUGAAACAUAAAAGAAAUAAGAAAGCUACGCCCAAACCACUGUUUGGUGGACCUCAGAAUCCUCCCCACCAUGGCACCCAUGAAGGAGAAGAGGAGAGUGAUCAUGAUUUGGGGAUCCUAGAUAUGGUUGAUGAGGAUGACAUUGAUUUCUUGAAAAAUGCCGUUUCUUCCCGGAGUUACUCCCUCCUAAAUAAAAUUCGCUACAGAAAUGACAGUCACAAGGAUGUGAAUAAAAGGAAAAGGGUUCCUGAUGAUGAUGAACGAGAGAUAGAAGAUAAAUAUGAGGAAGAACUGCUAGAACCAGGAAAUAAGAAGACAAAGUACCUGUUGCCUAUUAAAACUAAGCAGGGAAUUGUGUGCAGGACUGUGGAAGAAGAAGAAGUAGUGAAUGAUGAAGAUAAUGAAAAAGAAAAUAUACCUGAAGAAGGAAAGGCAGUGGAACCAGAUAGUGAGAGUGAUGGUGAAAUUGUACUUGAUGAAACCGUAGAAGGUGAUUCGUUGAAUCCGAAUGUACCAGUCAGCACAGCACAGUUAAUUUUUCAUAGGCAACAGCUUCUUCAGAAACGUAAAUUUCAGAUUGGUGUCCUUUCUAGUGGACUCCUUGAGGCACCAGAGACAAAGGUGAAAAAUUUCAAGGUGUUGCUGGAAAUUAUGGAAGAAAGAACUCCUGAAAUACGUAUUACAGUUUGCAAACUGGCAUGUGUUUCAUUGCUGGAAGUUUUUAAAGACCUCCUACCAGCAUAUCAAAUUAAGCACCAGGAAACUGCAGGAGUAAAAUUAAAGAAAACAACUUUACAGUUACAAAAUUAUGAAAAAAGUUUGUUAAAAGCAUACAAAAUGUAUCUUCAGAAGCUGGAGAAACUGACAAAUAUUCUCUGCCCCAAAAGAGGGAACACAAAAGUAUUUUCAGAGCAAGAGAUUGCACUUGGAAAGCUUUCAGUACAAUGUUUGUGUGAGCUCUUGGUUGCUCACCCAUAUUUCAAUUUUUCACGAAAUCUUGCACAGAUGUUAAUUCCGUUUCUCAAUCAUCGUUUCUCUGAUGUCCGUGAAAGAGUAGCAGAAGCAGUAAAAACUGUUCUGAAGGAAGAUAAAAAGGGGGAAAUUUCCCUUGAUAUAGUUCGACGCAUAAAUCAUCUGGUAAAAUCUCGUUCACAUUCUGUUCAUGUUGAGGUUCUUGGUGUUUUACUUAGCCUUCGAAUCAAGGAUGUGAACUUGGACAAGGAAAAAGAAGACUUCAUAAAGCAGAAAAAAUUUAAGACACACAGGCAAAAACUGCUGACCAUGUCCAAGAGAGAGAGAAAGAAAAGCAAGAAGCUGGAAGAACUGGAAAAGGAACUGUUAGAAACCAAAGCUGAAGAGAAUGUCCAAUCUAAGCAGCAGAAUCUUACAGAAGUUACAAAAACUGUGUUUACAAUUUAUUUCCGUGUGCUGAAGCAGGCGCCAUCGUCAAAGCUGCUGAGUGUCACACUGGAGGGCCUUGCUAGGUUUGCACAUUGUAUCAACCUGGAGUUCUAUCACGAUCUUGUGAAUGUUAUGGAUCAUAUGCUGGAGAAUGAGCCCUUGGGACAUAGGGAGCAACUCCACUGUGUUGAGACAGUGUUCACUAUUCUGUCUGGUCAAGGUGAUGUGCUGAACAUAGAUCCAUUCAGAUUUUAUUCUCACCUCUAUAGAAAUCUUCUGCACAUAAAUGCAGGUAAAAGUCAAGACGAUAUGCAGAUUGCCUUGAGGACUUUGGACGCAGUGUUGAUAAAGCGAAGAAAGAAGAUAUCUAAUCAACGUUUACUGGCCUUUACUAAGAGAGUUAGCACACUGGCCUUGCAGUUGCUCCAUAAUGGCACACUGAGUUGCCUAGCUUUGGUUAAAACCAUUUUAACGAUGAAUAAGUCAGUAGACAUUUUACUGGAUCUGGACUCCACAGUUGGUCAGGGACAUUAUUUUCCAGAGCUUGAACAACCGGAAUAUUGCAAUGCUGGCAACACUGCACUGUGGGAAAUGACUGUAUUGCAGCGCCAUUAUCAUCCAACUGUGCGGAAGUUUGCAUCACAUAUAUUGCACAACGUACCUGCCACAGGUGAAGGCAGCUUGCCACCAGACUUGGCAAAACAGUCACCCGAAGCUCUUUACACAAACUUUGAUCCAUCUGAUAUGGCGUUUUCUCCAUCUGUACCUGUGCCGAAGAAAAAUGUAGCAAAAGGAAGACCACUGGGAAAAAUAAAUUUUAUUAAUCAAGACCUAGAAAACUACACAGAAAAUAUUUUCAAGGCUGUAAAUACAACAUUGAGCUGAUUGUGUAACUGUCAUACAAAUUCAGUUGGGUACAGUGAACAUUAAUAUUGUGAAAAGUUGUAUAUAAUUUUAAAUUUCAUCAUGCUGUGCAUUCCUGACUGUUGACUAGCAUCACUUCAGUGUGUGUACACAGUUUGUGAUUGUGCCUAUAAACGUUAUGAGGAAAAACUUCAUAUUGUAUUUGAAAAUCAAGCUACAAAUAUGAAUAAAAUUAUCUGUAAAGACAA